UGCUCCCACGCCGUUAGCCCGGCAUCAUGCAUAGAACAACUCGAAUCAAGAUCACGGAGCUCAACCCCCAUCUCAUGUGUGCCCUGUGUGGGGGAUACUUCAUCGAUGCCACCACCAUUGUAGAAUGUCUGCAUUCCUUCUGCAAAACCUGCAUUGUCCGAUACUUGGAGACCAACAAAUACUGUCCCAUGUGUGACGUACAAGUGCAUAAAACACGUCCGCUGCUGAGCAUCAGGUCAGACAAAACCCUUCAAGACAUCGUCUAUAAACUAGUCCCCGGACUUUUUAAAGAUGAGAUGAAACGUCGUCGAGAUUUUUAUGCCGCCUACCCCCUCACCGAAGUUCCCAAUGGCUCCAACGAAGACCGAGGUGAGGUCCUAGAACAGGAGAAGGGGGCUCUGAGUGAUGAUGAAAUCGUCAGCCUCUCCAUUGAAUUUUACGAGGGUGUCAGGGACAGGGAAGAGAAGAAGGGCGCCCUGGAGAAUGGGGACGGGGACAAAGAGAAAAAGACAGGGGUACGGUUCCUUCGAUGCCCAGCAGCCAUGACAGUCAUGCACUUGGCCAAGUUUCUCCGGAAUAAGAUGGAUGUGCCCAGCAAGUAUAAAGUGGAGGUGCUGUAUGAAGACGAGCCUUUGAAGGAGUACUACACCCUCAUGGACAUCGCUUACAUUUACCCCUGGCGACGGAACGGCCCUCUCCCCCUCAAGUACCGAGUCCAGCCGACCUGCAAGCGGCUCCCGCUGCCUUCUGCGCCGGCCCCUUCAGAAGGCACCAACACCAGCGGGGCUUCAGAGUGCGAGUCGGUCAGCGACAAGGCCCCCAGCCCCGCCACCCUGCCCGCCACCUCCUCCUCCCUGCCCAGCCCAGCCACUCCUUCCCACGGCUCCCCCAGUUCCCACGGGCCCACGGCCACCCACCCAGCCUCUCCCAGUCCCUCCUCUGCACCAGGGGGCACCGCCACCGCCACCGCCACCAACGGCGGCACCUCGAACUGCCUGCAGACACCGCCAUCUACCAGCAGGGGGCGCAAGAUGACUGUCAAUGGUACCCCAGUGCCCCCCUUGACCUGAGGCCCUGUUUGGGCAGCCUCACCUCUCCACCCUUCCCUCUUUUUCUUGAUUUCUCCUCUGCCCUCCUGGACCCAUGCGCUCUCUACCUCACCCUCGGGGGUAGAGGGGCAGGGGUUGGGUUUUAUAAAUAAAUCUAUCUAUAUCUAUAUAUAUAUGUACAUAGGAAAAGCCAAAUAUACAUACUUAUUUUCUAUGGACCAGCCAGAUUAAUUUAAAAGCUGCAGGAAACAGAGACCUUACAUGUAUGUGUGUGCCGGUGCGGGUGCGGAUCUGUGCGUUUGGGUUUUCUUCAUUCAUUUUUAAGGGAACUGCAUGACUACUCUGGCUCUUUCCCCUUUUCCAUGGAACACUUGAGGCGGAAAGGGGAAGAGAAUGAGGGUCUUUGGGGUUGGCUCUGCCCCGGCUUCCUGCUCUCCCCUCUCUGUAAGGAAUGGGCAGAGGGGCGGAUCUGGUUCCGUUUGGGGCUCCCCUCCUCCAGGCCCUCAGAGCUCUAGGUAG
Messenger RNA from Gracilinanus agilis (Agile Gracile Mouse Opossum), 1568 nucleotides. It is a transcript of the gene PCGF2, whose product is annotated as polycomb group ring finger 2. The coding region runs from base 27 to 1070 and encodes 347 amino acids. The transcript has 9 exons. The record is from RefSeq and is a predicted model, not a curated record. Lineage: Eukaryota; Metazoa; Chordata; Mammalia; Didelphimorphia; Didelphidae. Gene Ontology annotation, cellular component: PRC1 complex. Gene Ontology annotation, molecular function: promoter-specific chromatin binding. Gene Ontology annotation, biological process: negative regulation of transcription by RNA polymerase II.